GUCAUCUGCGAUUUAUGCAAGUUGCGGCCUGACGAGUGAGUCGUCGCUGCCUGCGAAACAAAGCUAUCGUAUUUAGUUUCACGGCGAUAAUGGCGAACACGACUUCUAGACGAAACAUUGUCGGCUCUUUGAUCUCUGAUAUAUUGAUACAAUGCCUUUACAAGCCCCUUCUUAUCUUGCGGAAUUGUUGUAUUCUUUAACCUCCUAAUAAAGUGUUGUUAUCUUACGCACCGAAACUUUGAGCCUUGCUCAUCUAUGAGAAUUACGCUCUCUACUAUCUCCCAUUGGCGCUACGUGUGUUGGCCAGUCCCUGACCGGAUCCUGGCUGUGUGUAACAUAUUACCAAAGCUUCAUAGUACUACCUGUCUACAUUGAGAAGCAAGGAGAAAUGGCUCACCCAUCUCGUCCCAUGGAGGUCCCAAUGUCCCAACAAACUGAUUCUCCUUAUGUUCGGACUCAACAAUAUACUCGCGGCGGCAGGCUACUCCAACCUGCCUACCCAGUGCCAUCUGAAUGGGGUCUUCCCCCUCUAGAGCCAGUUACCUCUGCUACUCAUUUCUUCCCUGAAGGGGAAUUUGUUCCACCACGAUUUUUCGAAGUAAUUGGUCCUGAAUGGUUCCCUCUCGAAGGCGAAUACAAGGAAUGGCGUUAUAAUAUGCGCAGAGAGGCCCAAAAGAUUUUGCCAUUUCUCUACCUGGGUCAAUACCCCUCUGUGAAGGAUAAGAGAUGGCUCGAGCGUCAAGGUUUUACUUUACUUUUGGCUGUCCGAGAUGCGAAAUUGACACACGUCUCUGGCAAGAACGCAGCUGCUGAACUGGGAAUUGAAGCCGAAACUAUUGACAUUUCCCAUAUUCAUGAUCUUGUGUCUAUAUUGCCUCGAGUGAUUCGGCUGAUUAAUGACCAUAUCUCGUCUUCACAUACCCCAGCAUCCAGCCAAUGGCCCCCCAAAAAGAUUUUUGUAUUUUGUGAGACUGGGAACCGUUAUUCGGCCUUGGUGCCAAUAGCGUACCUGAUGGUAAUGCUCAAUCUGAAGUUGUACCACGCUGUGUCUGCGGUUCAUAUGCAGCGGCUUUCCGUUGAAGCAGAUGAAGAUUCGAAACAAAUGCUAGCAUCGUUUGAAUCGAUCAUUAUGGCCAAAAGAAAUGUCGAAGAAGUCAGACGAGCAGCUUUGGACAACACGAAUUUGAUGGCCCCCCUAGGGACUGUGUGCAGAAAAAGGAGUUUUACGCAUCAACACGAGGACGAUGCUAUGGAAGAUGUUAUGGAUAUGGGUACAGAUGGAAAUGCAACCUCUGAGAGAAAGCCUGUAGCUCCAUUUCAGGAUCGCUAGUGGUCAUGCUUCCUUUAGAAGAACCUGGAUAUUUCUUAUGGUGAUAAGCGCCAUGGUGGAAUUCGUGAGGAUGACGUUAACAAAGCCCAAUUCUUUCCUUUAACUCCGUGCACCUUCUCUUUUCAUUGCUUUGUACAAUACAGAUUUAAUGCCCUCGGAGACUUUCGCAUGAUACUAAACUGGUCGUAUAGUCAUUUUUACAAAUACUACUGGGAAAUCAAAUCUCUUUAUCUGAUUCAUCUACACAAAGCAGACUUUGACUUA
Aspergillus alliaceus is the source of this 1594-nucleotide messenger RNA. RefSeq names its product dual specificity protein phosphatase family protein. Gene Ontology annotation, cellular component: nucleoplasm; cytoplasm. Bases 389 to 1330 code for a protein of 313 amino acids. Gene Ontology annotation, molecular function: F-box domain binding; protein tyrosine/serine/threonine phosphatase activity. NCBI's taxonomy places the organism in Eukaryota, Fungi, Ascomycota, Eurotiomycetes, Eurotiales, Aspergillaceae. Gene Ontology annotation, biological process: protein dephosphorylation; negative regulation of SCF-dependent proteasomal ubiquitin-dependent catabolic process; regulation of ERK1 and ERK2 cascade. The transcript has a single exon. The record is from RefSeq and is a predicted model, not a curated record.